Aspergillus aculeatinus CBS 121060 is the source of this 1398-nucleotide messenger RNA. RefSeq names its product glycoside hydrolase family 131 protein. The coding region runs from base 61 to 1191 and encodes 376 amino acids. NCBI's taxonomy places the organism in Eukaryota, Fungi, Ascomycota, Eurotiomycetes, Eurotiales, Aspergillaceae. The transcript is spliced from 3 exons. The record is from RefSeq and is a predicted model, not a curated record.
UGCCGGUCACACCUUCCAUUCUCUUACUUUUCUUCGUCACUCCUUCGUCCUUCGCUCACUAUGAAGUCUUUCGUUUCCCUUCUCGCUUUCCCCGCUUCCUCGCUGGCUGGAACCGUGUUGUGGAGCGGCAUUUUCAACUCUUCUGCUACCGUCGAGGACUUCGAUGAUUGGUCAUGGUCCAACCAGAUUGAACCGUGGCAAUGGUACAUCCAUGGCACCGGCAACACGUCGGAUUACCUGGGUCUGUCCACGGACUUCAAGAACCCCGCCGAUACCAGUGACGCCCAGGGGCUGCGCAUCAGCAUUGACGGCACCUCUUACUGGGAAGGUCAAACGAUGGAGCGCUCCGAACUGAUCCCCCAGACCAAGGCCGACCUCGGCUCCGGUCACCUCUACUACCACUUCUCCCUGUCGACCAAGACGACCAACGCGCCCGACGCCUCCUUCGAGCACCAGAUCGCCUUCUUUGAGAGCCACUUCACCGAGCUGCAGUACGGUCUGGCCUCGGGGGCAUCCGGGUCUUCCGACAACACGCUCCGCUGGAACGCCGGCGGCAACACCCACUGGUCUGUGCAGCUGGAGGCCGGCAACUGGUACAACUUUGCGUAUGAUAUCGACUUCGACGCGCAGACGGUGGGUCUGUGGGCGUCCAACGGCUCCGACCCCUUGACCGAGGUUGUGUCGCCCGUCAGCGCGUCCGCCUCGUCCAACUCGGCCGACUGGCACGUCGGCGAGCUGCGUCUGCCUGGCAGCGGAAGCUCGAACGAUGCGGCGGAGGAUUGGUUCUGGUCUGGUGUUUAUGUUGAGGAGGCGCCGAUCACGAAGGAGAUUGGGUCGGGUAGCGCGUCGAGCUCGAGCUCGAGCUCCAGCUCUGCGGACACAUCUAGCUCUGUCAGCUCUGCCAGCUUGUCGACCUCUUCCGCUCCCAAGUCCACCGCCGAGGCUACCUCAAGCACCACCGUCGCCGCUGCUACUACCAGCACUGCUGCUGCGCUCAUGACCUCGACUGUUGCUCCCUCAGUGACCACGGAAGUCGCAGUCGAGGCUGCGACGACGGCCACGGCUGCCUCAGUGGCGCUGGCUUCGCCCACCACCCCGACUGAGAUUUUGGACGACAUUCGCGCUAUUUUCGGUGCUCUUGUCUCGCGGUCCAGUGGUGUGCAUGCUCGGGACUUUUCUCCUCGUGCGUAGGUCUGUUGAUGCCUUAGUUCUUGUUGGGUGGCGGUUGGACUGUGUCAAGGAUUUUGAAGCCCCAGGGUGGAUUGCUGGAAAGUAUCCUUGGUUUUCUUGGUGGUUGUAACUUACUGAAUUAUCAACACAUAAAGCAGCCUGGUAACCGCGUUGCAUCACGUGGCCGGAUUACGCAGGAACGCCGACAAACCGAGACACAGGGACUGG